AUGAAUGAGAAGACCAUCGUGAAAAAUAACGAACUACAGGCGCUACGAGAUGAGGUGAAAGACUUACAUGUGAGAAACGAACGCCUCAAACAGAGUCAUGUGGACGAACUGGAGCAACUGCGGCAAAAUCACUUAAAUGAACUGGAAGAUCUUCGACUUCAGCUCGAUCAAAUGACAGUUGACAGCACUUUAAGCACGAGCUUAGUCGGUAAUGAGCUGCAGCAGUUGCAAGCUGAAAUUGGAGCUUUGACGAUUGAAAAAGAUCGUUUGGUCAAAGAACACACAGAUACGAUCGAGAAUUUGAAUUCCCAGGUUAAAGACAACAGGGCAGAACAAAGUCAAAAUGAGCAUCUCGAGUCUAGUGAUGAGGAAGUUGGUGAUAUGAACGAUCACAUUGAUGUCCCAAUACUGGAACUUGAUGAAGAUGAGAUACAGUACCCGAAUCUUCCUGCAGAAGACGAGGUAGAUCGAAGCUGUAGUAUUCAGGAUGAUUCUGGCUUGGAGCUGUCAAAUCCGAAUGAGUUAGAUACUCAAAGUGCUAAUUACGACGAGCACCUGCGAGCUCAAAUCUUGAGAUUAAAUGCAGAAGUCCAGCUGACUACUGAAAGUCUACUAAAAGAAAAGCGUGAGGCAUUGGAUGAAGUACAGCAUACACACAAAGUGGAGAUAUGUCGACUUGAAGCCAGCUUUAAUACACUUCAGGCUCAAAUUUCCGAGUUUGAGGCACGUUGUCAACGCCAGCAAA
Messenger RNA from Plasmopara halstedii, 745 nucleotides. RefSeq lists its product as uncharacterized. NCBI's taxonomy places the organism in Eukaryota, Oomycota, Peronosporomycetes, Peronosporales, Peronosporaceae. The annotation marks the transcript as partial. The transcript has a single exon. The record is from RefSeq and is a predicted model, not a curated record.